Molecule: messenger RNA, 2525 nt
Organism: Pomacea canaliculata
Lineage: Eukaryota; Metazoa; Mollusca; Gastropoda; Architaenioglossa; Ampullariidae
Exons: 4
Coding region: 521-1132 (203 amino acids)
Source: RefSeq, a predicted model, not a curated record
AAUAGGCACCGCGGAACUAAUAUCGAACGUAAACAGGUCAAGUCAGUUUUUAAGGCAGCCAAGCCCACAGCUCUUUAUUUAAGGGUCGAGUAGACCCGAGGGUACAUUGCUGUAACGAUAAGGAGCUAGUCGGACCAUUGACAGUCAUCGAAGCGGUUCAUUGCGGUAGAGCACGAAGAUAUUACCACAGAUUCUGGUCUUCCACCUUUGCUGCAAAGCACCACAGAGAACUGGUGAGAAAAAGGGUUAGGUAACCAAAUCAGCGCAGAGAUAUCGGGAGUUACUACUACUAUACCCUGACACUGAAGUGAUCGACGGUUAAUUUAACGGUUUUACGAUCGUCCGUGAAGGCUGAGAGUGCUUGGAGGUGCUGAUCAAGUUUAAUUCAGGUGGUAGAGGUGUUGGUAGGAGGGAGUGACGGAUAGUCCGGGACAAAAAGCUCGAAGAAACAUUGACGGUAAACAAGCGCUUGGAGCAGGUACAAUCAAGAAGGAGACACACAAGGCUUACAACUGACCCAAUGUGUGGGACGGCGAGUGUCUGGGCCAAGUUGGCCCUCGGGUGUAUGGUCCUCGGUAUGACACUGCACAUUGCUGGCUGGGCCUCCAUGUACUGGAUGGUGUACGAGACUUCCGGUUCCGUGCUACAGACAUUCAUCGGGCUCUGGCGUCAGAAGACGUGCCAAAAUAAUGUCUGCACAGAAGAUGCAGUCGAUAAAUAUGUGACAGCUGACUUCAACGCGGUGCGGGCGAUGGAGACGAUUACUUUCUGUGUGGCCGCCUUCACUGCCAUCCUUAUGACCAUCUAUGUCUUUGCCCCCAGCGCUCGCCGACAGUCAGUGGCCAUUGUUCUUAUGAUCCUGUGCUUUAUAGCAGGUGCCACCUCUAUCUGUGGGAUGAUUAUAUGGCUCGUCACCUUGCCUAGCCCUUUCAUCGUCUCCUUUUCUAUGGGGCUCACAGUUCUCGGAUUUCUGCUCAUCCUCAUCGCCGGAACACUGCUCAUUCCUGAUGUGUUCGAACCUAUGGAUUCCUACAACAGGUCAGGCCUCAUCACACCCUACACCCCCCCGGACCGCCGCACUGUGGUUACCCCUCUUUCCUAUAAAGGCGGUGGUGCUGUUAACAGGUGGUAGACGAAUUCCUGUAAGUUCCCUUACCAGCAGAGUCGAAAUUUUCACAAAAUCUUUUGAAAUUUGUCCUCAUAGAGGCUAGGGAGAUAGUCAUUCUCCUAAACUGAUGCUAAGAUAGAUAAAGAAAGGAAAUAGAUGUCCAAAUAAGUGAAUAUUUUACAGUGUAUAGUGCGUAUGUAUUAUCUUCUGCUCCCCUUCUGUUCCAUAUUCUUGGAGGUCAUAUACAGGACUAUAGUUCUUGUCCUCUUUACAUACAGUUUUUGUCCUCUUGAGGAUGUGUGAAAAAUUGAUGGACCUAUGCACUCUGUUGUUUUUUGUCCUAAAUAGUUAAGAGUUUAAUUUCCCUCAAUCUACUUGGCUGUGAUAUUUAUUCUGUGUAACAUGUUUCUGUGUCUUUGCCUCUUAUGCACUUCUCUCUCUAUGUAUAUAUGAUGUAUAUAAUUGUGUGUAGAGGGUGAAAGAAGUGGAUGUACGUGUGCAUGAGUUACUAUCAUGUUGUUCUUACGCUGUAUUUGCUAACUCAUUGUAAGAGUCAGUCUAUGGUGGACCCAGAUAAGUUCAUGCUGCUAGACCAGGGGUCUCACACUGACCACUCGUUACAGGCAGCAUAGGAGUGUAUUUGGAAGUAUUUUAAAAUCUUUCUGCCAUCCAGCGUGAUCACAUGUAAUGGAAGAAAGAUAGAAAACAAAUAAAGCUGUGAUAAUUAUUUUCUUUACAUAGUAAAAGUUUGUAAAAACAUAGCAGAGGUGUUUACGAUUUAUUCAUGAAAACUUUUUGCAUAAUACUUUACUUGACUACUUGUAAUCUUUUGUAAAAACAUCUGAUAUUCCGUCAUUUUCAAAUGCAGAAGAAAAUUCGCAUCUAUUAUAUGAUACCUUUGAAAAUUAAGUUUCUGUUAUAAUGUCACCGGAAAUUAGCAUCUACUUACAUGUCACUGGUGGAGCUUUUUCGGUCAGUGCAGAGAAAAACAUUCAGUUGAACCCUAUCGUCAAAAGUAGAGCCCGAAAUAUUUUUAGGCAAAAAAAAAAAAAAAAAAUUCCAGCCUCAUAUAUUUAUAAUUCUUGCUUAUACUUCUGUCUUAUUAGUGUCAUAAUUGAAUAUCUUUUACCUGGUUUUAUUGAUGCAUCCUUUGUACAUAAAAUGUGUAAUGAAUCUAUACAAAUUAUAUUGAAAUUAUGUGACAUUAGUGUGUGCGUGCGUAUGUGCGUGCCCGUUUGUAUACGAGUGUGUACAUAUGCGUGCCUGUUUCUGUAAGAAAUUGCAUGUGCACGUAUUAGGGUAAAACACAUUUUCACGAGAACUAUAACAUUGGCUGUGUGUGUGAAGAAGGGUAGGUGUCCGAAACUGUGUAUUGCAAUGCCUUCAUAUAUUCUAAUAAAUUUAUGCUACGAGCAAA